Plasmodium malariae is the source of this 1902-nucleotide messenger RNA. RefSeq names its product AAA family ATPase, putative. The transcript is spliced from 7 exons. The coding region runs from base 1 to 1902 and encodes 633 amino acids. NCBI's taxonomy places the organism in Eukaryota, Apicomplexa, Aconoidasida, Haemosporida, Plasmodiidae. The record is from RefSeq and is a predicted model, not a curated record. Gene Ontology annotation, molecular function: ATP binding; ATP hydrolysis activity. Gene Ontology annotation, cellular component: nucleus; chromosome. Gene Ontology annotation, biological process: reciprocal meiotic recombination; meiotic recombination checkpoint signaling.
AUGAAUCUGAAUGAAGAGAAAAGGAUUCCAUUAUGCUGCGAAAUUUGUUUAAAGAACGAAAAAGAUGUAUCACAUGAAAUGAUAAAAACUGCAGCACAUAAAUGGCUACUUUCCUUAGGAAUAACUAUAACGUUAGGUCGACAUGAUCCAAAUAAAAUAAUAUGUGACUUAUUAAAUAAAUAUUGUGAUUAUAUAGUUAUUGAGCCAGCUAUACCUAUAAAAAUAGUAAAAGAAUACAAUGGGAGUUAUGACAGUGAUAUGUAUGGGGAAUUAUACAGUACAUAUUACUCAGUAUAUGAUGUAAAUAAUUCACAUUACAAUCUAAAUAUAAAUGAUAAAUUAAAUUGUACAAAAAAGGAAAACGAAACAAAUAAUUUAAUACCAAGUUGGAGAAAUUGCGAUAAUUAUGACAAUGCGAAUAAUUUAAUGCCAGAUCAAGCAAAUUACAAUAAUUAUGAACAUGAAAUUGCUUUAUUACCAGAUCGAGUGAAUUACAAAAAUUAUGAACAUGAAAUUAAUUUAUUACCAGAUCCGUUGACUUAUUACAGUUCAAAUAAUGAUACCAAUUUACCCUUAACAAAAAAAAAAGAAAAUCUUUCAAAUAGACCUAGUACUAGCUCUCUAGUUAGUUCUAUAGCUGUCCCACAAAAUGUCGUUUACUGCUCUCCUACAUAUAACGAAAUAAAAAAUAAAGAGAAAAUGAAAUCACCUAAUAUAUUAUUUACUGUACCUGUGAUAGGGGAAAAAUCUAUAUCUUCAAUGGAAGAAGAUCCAAUCAUAUUGCCAAAUUUUUGUUGUAUAGUAAAUGUAGUAACCUAUUACAAAAAUGAUGAUUUUAUAGAAGAACAAUUUAACGAAACAAGUGAAAAUGAAGAAGAAGAAAAAAAAGACAUACCUAUAUAUUCUCAAUAUAUAUUACCACAUUUACGUUUCCAUAAAUUAUGGGAUACUUUAUAUUAUGAAGAAAAUAUUAAAAGAGAUUUAUUAGAAUAUGUAUCUGCAUUAAUGUUGUUUGCUACCAAAAAAAUUGAUUCUAAUUUAAUAAAUUAUAAUCAUCUUGUAUUGCUAUAUGGCCCACCAGGAACUGGCAAAACGUCCUUAUGCAAAGCGUUAGCUAAUAAAAUUUGUAUUCGACUUUCUAACAUAUAUACCACAGGCAUUUUGAUCGAGUUGAACGCGCAUACGCUAUUUUCAAAAUGGUUCAGUGAAUCGGGAAAGCAAGUGUUAAAAUUGUUUAAUAAGAUUAAAAAAAUAAUCAACGAUUAUGAAGAAAAUGAUAUUUUUAUAUGUUUACUAAUAGACGAAGUAGAGAGUUUGUCCGCAGAUAGGAAAAGAUCUAUGGGAAGCACAGAGCCAUCAGAUAGUAUAAGAGUUGUUAAUACCUUGUUAACUCAAAUAGACUCUUUAAAGUAUUACCAUAACACCUUGUUGUUGACGACGUCUAAUAUAUCUGAAAUGAUUGAUGAUGCUUUCAUUGAUCGAGUAGACCUCAAACAGUUCAUAGGAUUACCCAAUGAAGAAUGCAGAUAUGAAAUAUACAAGGACUGCAUAGGCGAAUUAAUAGAGAAAGGAAUAGUUUGCUUUUCAUCGAAAAUACCGAGUUAUCAAAGAAUUCAAAAGUUGCUGAAAAAUGAAAAGGAUAAAGCAAAGGACGAAUACAAUUACGGAUAUGAAUUAGUGAAAUGUUCUAAGAUGAGUAAAGGCUUUAGUGGGCGAUGUUUAAGAAGAAUACCUUUUCAAGCGUAUGCCUAUUUUUGUCAAGCCACCCUACGCUUUUAUAAUUCGACAAUUAAUAAUCAACAAAACGCCUUCAUUUCUCUCCAAGAUUUUUUAGUAGCACUUCAAAUGGCCAUUCAGAAAGAAGUUACAAAUAAAAAUAAGCUACUAGAACAAAAAAUGUAA